Molecule: messenger RNA, 2448 nt
Organism: Planococcus citri (citrus mealybug)
Lineage: Eukaryota; Metazoa; Arthropoda; Insecta; Hemiptera; Pseudococcidae
Exons: 2
Coding region: 251-1945 (564 amino acids)
Source: RefSeq, a predicted model, not a curated record
GUGUGUGAUUAUCACUCGCAUAAUUAAAUUUUCUGUCAUUCUUUUUAUUCUUUGAACAUUUCUUCGUGAAUGAAAGUUUUUUUCCCUGUGAGUGAUAAUUAAUUUCAAAAUUGCUUGUCGUGGGUAACUUGAUGCUACUGACGAAGAAUUUGUCUUUGAAUUUUGAUAGGCUGUGAAGACAUUAAACUGGUUAAAAAGCUGUACGAAACAUUGGUUUGGAUUGAAAUAGUGUCUUAAUCAAGACUUGCAAAUGGCUGACGAAAUCGGUUCCGACGUGUUCGAUAUUUUGAAUCCAACUCCAGUUCCUCUCAGGGAGUUAUCAGCGAUCGCCAUUAGCCUCGAAAUAUGGCGCUGCGAAAUAAAUAAAUACCGUUCGAGCGAUACAUUGAAAGAGUUUCGUCCAUCUGGUGAACUUAUCUCAUUGAAAACCAUACUCGUUCCUGAUUUGCCUUCUGUGAUUUAUCCUAUGAUUGAUAAAUAUGUGAAAAUAUUCGGAGAUUCGAUGGAGGGCUGGCUAGAGAGACAUUACGGAAGAAUAUUUGAAUUUCAAUACGACCAUAAAACCUGUAUAUUGAAAUACUUCGAAGAUUUCGUGUGCGAUUACGACGGAUCCAUUCAUUACGGGAGGACUGCCAAACGUAUGAUGUGUUGUGAUCGAUUUGAUCCGAAUCAAAAAUUUCUAAUCGCUUGUACGUAUUGCUUCGAAGACAAUAUCAAACAGUUUUAUCCACUUCUAUCGAAUGAGUCGAUCUUGCCGAAAAAUUCUACUGCUUACCGCCUACUCGUUUACUGGACAGUUGUUAUUGAAACUCACGAUCAGGCAGCCAAUAGUGUCGCAGAAAGGAUGUUUGAUGAAUCUAUGCCUCACAAUGGACUAUAUUUGGAAUAUUUUUGGAAUCGUAUUCCACCUGAAAAUCGUUUACAAAAAGCUAUCGAUGUUUUCGUCCGUGAUUUACGAUCGUUUGUUCGGUACAUUUUACCAAAAUUGAACCGUCAGCAGCUCGAUGAAUUUCUUAAUGAGAAAGGUUGCGAAUUGAUGUAUACUCUGUUGGAAAAGUCUAUUUAUGAUGAAGAGUUUGUCUUACGUACGUGGGCAUACGUUCAAAAUGCGAUGAGCGAGAUUGCUUUUACAAAUCUGCUCGUGAAAAUAUUGCAAUAUGAGUUUAUGGGUUUCUUCACUUGCUACGAGAGGCCAAACUUUUUUCACUUGUGUUUUGAAGUAUGGAACAGCACUCCGGAAACCCUGAAACGUUCAGCUGUUGAAAAAAUCGCAUCAACUGAGAAAGUAUAUCAAGACAAUAUCAUGAUUAGCUAUCCGCCGCGCUGGAGAGAGUUGAAAUUCAUGUUGGCUAUUCUUUCAUACGCCACUUAUGAGCAGAGAAACGCGUUUUGGCGCAAUGGCUGGCAUUAUUUGAUUUUUAAAAUCCGAGGAAAAGAUUUGCAUGAAAUCAUGAAGCUGUGUUUUCAAAACGAAGAUGAGAUUACUGAAUUUAAAACAAACGUCAUGGCUAAUAACAACGUGGUCCUUGCGUUGUGCGGAAUACUCCUGGAUAAAGCGUAUUUUAACGAUGUGAAUGAUGUUGUAUGCUUUUUACUGCCCGAAAUUGAAACAGCGAGAAACUUCAAACAGAAAUUAUUACGGCUUACGUUUCCCAUUGAUGGGCAAUGGAAUUUUGAUCCGGUAUUUAUCCGGAAAUCAGUAGAAUUCGACGAGUUUAUCAGUGGAGCUUACAACGACGUUGAUGCCGCCUUGAAUUUUAAAAAUCAACUCACGUCGUCACCUUUAAUCCAAAAACGAAUAUUGGCAUGCGCUUCAUUUGUUCCUAUUGAACAGCUUAUCAAAUUUACUGACUUGUUUGUUUCAAAUGAAGAAUUCCUGCUGCAGAUAGAAACACGUGCAGCUGAUUUUUCGAAAAAAAGAAACGAUUUUCGUGAAUCUACGUAAAUCAUAUACGAAACUUCUUUAUCUUCUUUUCUAUUAUGGCGUUAAGGAAGCGACGAGGAAGUUAUGUUAUUCAAGCUGAAGUACUUGUAAUAAAAGUUCAUUUCAUUGUAUAUAUUAUCCUCAUGUUAUAAAAAUAAUGUGUUUUUUAAAAUUUUGUUUAAUUGAUGAUAUUAUUUUUUGGUGUUUUUUGAAUAGUUUAAUAUAAUUUUUGCUUCGUGUGUAUGGAUGAUUAAAUUAAAUUUACAUACUGCGCUGUAGUGUCUGGCAAAUUGAUUUUAAAUUUCUAUUCCGAUUGGCGGUACUGAUGUUCUCGACUACUUAUUGAUGGCUUAUUCCUCAUCACUUGAACCAAAAAUGAAUCGAUUUUAUAGGUAAACUAUGAUACUUUUUUCAUUAUUAUAGAGUUACUUAAUAUACCUAUGUACUUUUUAUUAUGAUUAUUUUUCCUAUUCUUAAUUUUUUUUUACUCGUUUUAUGUGAACAAUAAAUCACAAUGUACUGUU